AUGACUAGAAAAGGAACACGAUUCUUGGCAUGCUUUCCCAUAGCCUUCAAGUUCUUCCCAGAGCUUUUGAGAUUCACAAGCGACUUACAUCUUUCCUCCUCCACCCUCAAAUCUUGGUCACCGCAUAAGAUAUGUGCCUUCUCGAAAUCAGAUAUUGCAUCACGUGCAAAACGUGCGCUUCGUGCCUCCGAAUCCGGCCUUAAAAGUAUUCGUACCGGAAGUCAAACAGAUACCGGUAUGCUGUUCCAAAUGCACCAGUCUCCCAACGAAAAAUCGAAUGCCAACGAACGAAGAUCCAUUCAUGAGACGAUGAUACUGGCGAUUAUGGUUCCAGUUGCAAAGAAUGGACAGGAAGGGAUCACAAAAUCAUAUCGUAGAUCAUAA
Molecule: messenger RNA, 384 nt
Organism: Botrytis fragariae
Lineage: Eukaryota; Fungi; Ascomycota; Leotiomycetes; Helotiales; Sclerotiniaceae
Exons: 3
Coding region: 1-384 (127 amino acids)
Source: RefSeq, a predicted model, not a curated record